Molecule: messenger RNA, 2003 nt
Organism: Otolemur garnettii (small-eared galago)
Lineage: Eukaryota; Metazoa; Chordata; Mammalia; Primates; Galagidae
Product: zinc finger protein 250
Exons: 6
Coding region: 67-1713 (548 amino acids)
Biological process (GO): negative regulation of transcription by RNA polymerase II
Molecular function (GO): DNA-binding transcription repressor activity, RNA polymerase II-specific; RNA polymerase II cis-regulatory region sequence-specific DNA binding
Source: RefSeq, a predicted model, not a curated record
CGCUGCGGGAUGUAGCCUCUUCACGCGCUAGCUGGCUGCGCCGACGAGGCUCCAGGAAACCAGGUGAUGGCAGCAGCCAGGCUCCCACCACAGCCGACAAGACCCCAGGUUGAGGUGACCUUCGAGGAUGUGGCCGUGCUCCUCUCCCAGGAGGAGUGGGACCGUCUGGGCCCUGCUCAGAGGGGCCUGUACCGAAAUGUGAUGAUGGAGACGUAUGGGAAUGUGGUCUCGCUGGGACUUCCAGGAGCCAAGCCUGAAGUGAUCUCUCAGCUGGAGCGAGGGGAAGAGCCAUGGGUCCUGGACAGGAAGGGAGCUAAGAGCCAGGGCCUGGGGAGUGGCCACUCAGAAAAUCUCAGAUGUGACGGCAGUACAGCCUGUAUGCAACGAGACAGUUUAUCUUGUCCAUGGGAAUGUAAAAUCAAAGGAGAGAAGCAAGAUGCAGACUUGAGUCUGAAGCCAUUAAUUAAAGAGGAAUUAACAGCGAUUCUGGAGAAGACACGGUUGGGGAAGACUGAUCAAGAAAAUAACGAAACAGAGCGAAGUUUGUGUCCAAGUCCUAGCCCUGCCUGCCGUGCCCGAGGUCAGGCCUCAGGGCGGCAGGGCACUGCGGGCCGAGAGCGGCCCUACAGGUGCAUGGAGUGUGGGAAGGGCUUUGGCCGCAGCUCUCACCUGCUCCAGCAUCAGCGCAUCCACACUGGGGAAAAGCCCUACGUGUGUGGCGUGUGUGGGAAGGCCUUCAGCCAGAGCUCAGUUCUGAGCAAGCACAGGAGAAUCCACACAGGGGAGAAGCCCUAUGAGUGUGAUGAAUGCGGGAAGGCCUUCCGUGUGAGCUCGGACCUCGCACAGCACCACAAGAUACACACAGGGGAGAAGCCCCACGAGUGUCUGGAGUGCCGGAAGACCUUCACCCAGCUGUCCCACCUCAUCCAGCACCAACGGAUCCACACCGGGGAGAGGCCGUACGUGUGCGCGCUGUGCGGGAAGGCCUUCAACCACAGCACGGUGCUGCGGAGCCACCAGCGGGUGCACACGGGGGAGAAGCCCCACGGGUGUCCCGAGUGCGGGAAGACCUUCAGCGUGAAGCGGACGCUGCUGCAGCAUCAGAGGGUGCACACGGGCGAACGGCCCUACACGUGUGGCGAGUGCGGAAAGGCCUUCAGUGACCGCUCAGUGCUCAUCCAGCACCACAACGUGCACACCGGCGAGAAGCCCUACGAGUGCGGCGCCUGUGGGAAGACCUUCAGUCACCGCUCCACCCUGAUGAACCAUGAGCGCAUCCACACCGAGGAGAAGCCCUAUGCCUGCUACGAGUGCGGCAAGGCCUUCGUGCAGCACUCACACUUGAUUCAGCAUCAGAGGGUGCACACUGGGGAGAAGCCCUAUGUGUGCGGUGAGUGCGGACACGCCUUCAGCGCGCGCCGCUCCCUGGUUCAGCACGAGCGCAUCCACACUGGUGAGCGGCCCUUUCCAUGUGCGCAGUGUGGCAAGGCCUUCAGUCUGAAGGCGACGCUGAUCGUUCACCUGCGGACGCACACUGGUGAGCGGCCCUAUGAGUGUAGCAGCUGUGGGAAGGCCUUCAGCCAGUACUCCGUGCUUAUCCAGCACCAGCGCAUCCACACAGGCGAGAAGCCCUACGAGUGCGCGCAGUGCGGCCGUGCCUUCAACCAGCACGGGCACCUGAUCCAGCACCAGAAGGUGCACAGCAAGCCCUGACCUGCCCUGGCCAGCUGGCCAGACUGCGGGCGCUGUUCCCAUCACCUCUCUGGGCUCCCUCUGCCCUCUGUUGAGUCAGUGUUGCCAAGUAACUCAAAAGAGACGCUUUGGGUGUGUGCUUCCUAUGGGGAAACCUCAGAGAAUACCUAUUUUGUUUUUACUCAGUAUCUUGCAGUUAUAUUGACAAGCAGUUAUACAACUGUAGUGAAUUUUGGUAAAGACAGCCGUAAUUAUUUCUUUAACAUUACAUAGUUUAUUUCAAGUGAGUUACUAAGCAAAGUUAAGGCAUA